GGAAGGGGGAGGGACAGGAAGUUCAAAUAACACCAACGUGGCAAAAUUACUUUCCCCCAACUCUUGCAAAUUUGCGAACAGUGUUUUCUCAAACACUUGAUUGGAAUCUAUAUUGUCCUGUUCCUCCAGGUGUGCGCUGUUUACUACGGACACACCAUGUGCGUAAUCAAAAGUUUGGUGGUACAAAGGUCAAAGGUUGCCUGGGACAAGAUGGCGCUGAUGUUCACAGCUACAGCGAAUAUAAAGAAGGCUGUGAGUCUGAUAAACCAGCUGGAUGCAGCCAAGUUCCCCAGGCUCCUGCAGAGGAUCCUUCAGAAGCUCCAUCUCAGAGAUGAUCGGUCCUUUUCUGAGGAGGAGGAGGAGAUGCUGCAGCAGGCCCUGGGGCUGCAGGGGGGCGAUCUACAGCUGGUGUUAGAGACAACAGCCUUCGUCUUGGAACAGGCUGCAUACCACAGUGCCAAACCAGCUGUGUUGGAAGAACAACUAAAGAACAUCCAGCUAGAGGAAGAUAAGAUAUCUGUGUUUGUGAAGGCGUGGUCAGCCAACGGUAAGGAGGUGAUCCUGAAGCUGAGGAAGAGAACUCUGGCUCCUGACCAGUUAGAGUCAGUGAACUGGAGACUGAACCUACAGAUGGCCCAGGCAUCACAGACUAAGAUGAAGCUGCCCAACGCCAUGUUUGAGUUGGGAGUCAGACAUGAUGAUGAUACAAGAGAAAAAGUGCGGAUGGAGUUCACUCAUGAUGAAUUGUAUGAUUUCUAUAGUCAGUUGGAGACGAUACAAGAACAGCUGGACACUCUUGGCUCCUGAUAAUCCUCUUGUACACCCUUUCAGAAAUUCAGAUAAACCUGUUUAUUUUAUUGUAUGUAAAUUACCACAUAAAUACUCAACUGUGACUUCAUUAGUCCUUACAAAUAUCAAGGUUCACUGUGAGAUCAUGAAUAGCAAUGUUACAAUUGAAUGUUGAUUCAGUAUUGUGUCAAAUACUGAAUGUGUUAAAUACAGACAUACCAAUGUUCAGGCACCUCAACCCUGGAUAUUGUAAGCAUGUGUAACAUGUAUGAAAAAGUAUUGUGGUUUCCUUCAUUGUGUUGCCAUCAAAGUAAAUCUUGUAAUCUUGAAAUUCAUAUAUCUCAAUUUUGAAGAUAAAUCACAGGAGAAAAGCAACUCAAGCCUUGGUUGUUUGAUAUUUGUAGUCUUAAUACCAGGCAUUCCAACCCAAGAUUAUGUUGGGAGAAACAAGUUUGGGGUAAUAAAUGUCCUGAAGAAAUUGAAAUCUCCACUUUGUGCUUACAGUUUGCACAUGUAUAUGUUUUUCUUGUUUAAAAGAUCUCAAUUCUUUGUUGGAAAUCAAGUCAAGGAAAGAGAGUUCAGUAUUAUGCAACUAGAAUGUUUAUUCAAUCCAAAUGAAUUACAUCACAAUAAAACUUGCG
Messenger RNA from Branchiostoma floridae (Florida lancelet), 1430 nucleotides. RefSeq names its product COMM domain-containing protein 10-like. NCBI's taxonomy places the organism in Eukaryota, Metazoa, Chordata, Leptocardii, Amphioxiformes, Branchiostomatidae. The record is from RefSeq and is a predicted model, not a curated record. The transcript has 8 exons. Bases 157 to 807 code for a protein of 216 amino acids.